GGGGUGCCCGUGGUGGGGCCCAUCCUGCGCAGAGUGAUGGGACAUGUCUACGUCUUUGCUGUCACAUACGCUGUGGAGAAGCCCUGGAGUGAUGAGAGGACUCGUGCAGUGGCUCAGGAGGUGCUGGAGCUGCUGGUCCAGGCUGCAGGCUGUGGCUCUGUGGCUGAGUUCCUGCGGGGGAAGGAUGGAGAGGAGCAAGGAGGAUUUGGAGCAGUGAUGGGGCUCCUGAAGCAGGAGUUAACCAAGGACAGGUGGAAGUGUAACCCUGGCACAAAACAUGUGUUCUCCUGGACACUGCCCCACAUCACACGGCCCUGGCUCAGCCCUCACCUGGAGACAGUCCUGCCCCCAGCUCUGCUCAUCUCUGACGACUACCAGGAGGAGAACAAAGUCCUGGGUGUGCACUGCCUGCACCACAUCAUCCUCAACGUGCCAGCUGCAGAUCUGUGCCAAUUCAACAGGGCCCAAGUGGUCUAUCAUGCCCUCUACAACCACCUGUAUUCACGAGAGGCUCCUCUCAUCCAGGCAGUGCUGCUAUGCCUGCUGGACCUGCUGCCAAUCCUGGAGCGAUCUCAGCAGCACCAGAGGCAGGAGAGACACACCUCCCCCUGGGAUGAGGUGCUGCAGCUGCUCCUGACACACAUGGAGGCAGAGCACCGCCUGGCACUGCGCAGGGUGUAUGCAGGGACCCUGCCUGCCUUUGUCAGCAGCCUCGGCAUCCUGGUGGUGAGGCACCUGAAGAGGCUGGAGAGAGUCAUCCUCAGCUAUCUGGAAAUCUCUGAUGGCCCUAAGGAAGAAGCCAGGCUGGGAAUACUGGAGACACUGCAGUGUACCAUAGAGCAUGCCUGGCCCAGAAUGCCCUGCAGGCUCCCUGUGCUGCUCAAGGCCCUGCUGAGGUUCAUCUGGGACGUUCACACAGACCAGGGCUCGACACCAGAGCCUGUCAGAGCUGCCCUCCUCCAAAGGGCCACUCAGUGCCUCAUCCUGCUGGAUCACUGCUCCCAAGGACAGGUGAAGGUCCUGCUGGAAGGUGUGUACAGCAGCUGUGAGGAGAACCCUGUACGGGAGUGCAUCAGGAGAGUGCAGGAGAGCACGUGA
This is a messenger RNA of Acanthisitta chloris (rifleman), 1098 nucleotides long. It is a transcript of the gene TTI2, whose product is annotated as TELO2 interacting protein 2. Lineage: Eukaryota; Metazoa; Chordata; Aves; Passeriformes; Acanthisittidae. The record is from RefSeq and is a predicted model, not a curated record. Gene Ontology annotation, cellular component: cytosol; centrosome; nucleoplasm. The annotation marks the transcript as partial. The transcript is spliced from 7 exons.